Folsomia candida is the source of this 528-nucleotide messenger RNA. RefSeq lists its product as uncharacterized. The record is from RefSeq and is a predicted model, not a curated record. The coding region runs from base 1 to 528 and encodes 175 amino acids. The transcript has 3 exons. Lineage: Eukaryota; Metazoa; Arthropoda; Collembola; Entomobryomorpha; Isotomidae.
AUGGCCCUGAUUGGGAUCGGAGUCAUGACAAGGCCACCAAUUCUUACGGGGAAAGAUGACUUUGACCAUGACACAUUGAUGCCUGUUUUCGUCGCCGUUUUAGCCAUGGCGAUGAUCGCCGUGGUCAUCGCGGUGUUCCGAUGGCUCCUAAAAGUGCAUCACUCCAUUCAAAAUGUGUCUCUCUACUUGUACGCGUCCCUCCAAAGUUUAAUCUUGGCGUUGAUUUUUGGCACUUUGGACGAAUUCAGGACGAACGAUACUACUUGGGAGGAUAUGGGCGUCCUGGCAGCGAUCGGAUUACUUUGGGCGGUUGGAAAUCUGUUUUUGGUUCUCGCCCUGCAAAUCGAAGAAGCUGGGAUUGUGGGUUCGACUUGUGGGGUAAGAGUUCAUGGAAAUGGUUUUAUAAGCAGUUUACUCGGAGCGUUAUCAGUCGUUAGUGGCGUGAUUGCAGUUAUUGCCAGAAAAUUGAUCCAGUCUCUGUCAGACACGAGCUCUAGGAAGAAAGCGUUCAAGUUCCUGCUGAGAUAA